AGUACGUCGCUUGCCAGCAAACCUUUCAGUUGUCGGAAGCCAGUUAUUUGUUUACUGUUUUCGCUUGAAAAACUGUUUGACGUGUAUUGACACUGUGGAUGGACGUGAAUGUAUAUAUAUAAGUAUCUUGAAUUUAUGAAGGAUUGUCCUCACAAGAAUUUAAUUGUUUGAACGUCCCGCCAGGGGUGGUUGCCUCAGCGAGGGCCAUGAAGAUAAACGAGAAGAACCUGGCUGCGUUCGCGACGUCUGCGACGCCCGUGGACCGCGAGGGCUGGCUGGUGAAGCGCGGCGAGGUCAACAAGGGCUACCAGAGGCGCUGGUUCGUGCUCAAGGGUAACCUGCUGUUCUACUACGAGAAGCGCGGUGACCGCGAGCCGGUGGGCGUCAUCAUCCUGGAAGGCUGCACUAUCGAGCUUGCCGAGGAUGAGGAGCAGUUCGGGUUCAAGGUGGUGUUCCACGGGACAGGCAACCGUAGCUACGUGCUGGGGGCAGAGUCCCAGGAGAGCAUGGAGCAGUGGAUGAAGACCCUUGCGUGUGCCUCCUACGACUACAUGAAGCUCAUGGUCGCCGAGCUGCAGCGGCAGCUGGACGAGAUGGAUGAGUGCGAGACCGUGAACGCCAAUAACCAGGCAGCGGCCUUGAGGUGCGCAGACGACGUCGGCACGGAGGCCCCGGGAGGCCGGCCAUGCGAAUCGCCCAGGCCCCCUCCCCGCCAGCGGCACAACCCGUUCAACCGCACGGACUCGGGGGCGCACCACCACCAGCCAUACCGGUCACACAGCGUGCGCUCGGCUCCGGGGCGUGCAGACUCGGGGGCAGCGGAGAACGUCCCGCGCACCAAGGUCACUUUCCGGGAGCUGCACACGGCAUACGGCCGGCGAGUCCUCAGCGACUUCAACACAUGGAAGUACAUGAAGCGGGCGGAGCAGGAGAAGAAGGUGGACAGUGCCACUCAAGGUCUCCUAAUCACUUUGUAAGAUCGCGACCAGACUGAUUUAAAAUCUUUGAAUGAUUUUCCAUCACACCGUACCUAGCAAAAAAUUGUGAAGUAGUCUUGUGGAAAAAGUUUUACAAGCAUAUUUUCAUACUUGUUUUUAAUUCCUGAACAGACAGGGGAAUAGACAGUAUUUAAUUUAGCAGAGAGAUAUUUAAUAGCACUUAAUCAAUCUGUAGGCCAGUUUUCCCUAUCUGAAUUUCUAAGUACCUUGGAAAAGUUUUUAAUAGUUUUACUGUAAAAACUAUUUAUGUUUUGAAAUUAUGGGAUUAAAAACUAAAAACGUGUUUAUUAUAAGUGUGUGGAGAGGUUAUAAUGUUGGAUCUUCCUUGUUAAAUUGGAUAGUCGGACUUCCAUUGGAUAGGCAGCUCCUGUCUGUAGUCAACUAAACUCAAGGUUUUGAAGGAAAAAAUUUUCAAGAAUGAAAACAGUGUUUUCAAAGGGGUAGGAGAAACUAUUAGUCAAAAUAUUUACUUGAAUCUGAGAUGUCAUCAAUUCUACGACACAUGUCUUUUUGAUACUUUAUGUCUCGUAAUGAAAAAUUCACCUACAAAUAUAAUAUGCACUUCAGUUCUAAUAAAUUGUUCAUUAUCUUUACACAGCUGCUCAGGCUGUACUGGUCAACCUUGCAUUAAUUUGGCUGUUCAACAACAAAUAAGUUGUUCUUUGAUGUGUGAAGUGCACUGUGUCUUCCUGAAAUAAGUAGGAAUCUUGCUUAUACAGUGCACCUGUAGUUAUCAACAUUUUAUUCUACAUUGACAGUUCUUUAGCCACCUUUUUUUUUGUGCUACAUUUUGAGUUAUUGAAUUAUUUAUAAUAGUCUCUAUGUUUACUUAAAACAGUUGGUGUUUUCGCUAAAAUGCAAGCAAUAUUUAUCAUUAUAAGUCACACUUAAUUCUCAGAUCUCAAAAACAUGAUAACUUGAUGUGUCUUAACAAGUUGAUAAAUUCGGUUAAUGUAAGAUGCCAUUGAUUGUAAGGUGCACCCUAUUUUCUAAACUGAAAAAUAACAAUAUUACGUAAAAUCUUAGAACUGAGUAUAAAUUUGGCACCAAGCAAGUAUGAAGGGUAUUUAUCACAGACACUGACAUUCCUUAUAAGAAAAUUUAUUUAAGGGUGCAUUGUGUGAAAGAAGAAAAACUUUUCCCCUUAAUAUCCCCUUUAUUAUUUUGUGCCAAAGAAUAUGCUUCACUUAAAAUAUAAAAUUUUGAUGGUUAAAUGGUUACUUUAACAUGGUCUCCUAGAAAGGUGUGGACUGUCUUUAAUGCAGUAGCUUUGAGAAUCUCACCAGUUCAGCUGAUGGAUUGUUUUCAUAAAUUUUACCUGAUAAAAGUGUACAGAUUAUGAUGUGAAUGUGUAUUCCCUGUGCAAUUCGUUGUCCUUAAAAUUUUCUUCCCAGAGCUUGAUUACAUACACAACACUGCUCAACUAGGGUAGGUAAAUAUGUUUAGGUAAUCAUAUUUAAAAAAAUUUCAUGAUUUAAAAGAAAAAAAAUGCUGGUCAGGUUCCACAGGGGUCAAUUAUACAGCUCGAACUGUAAUGUUCUUGUUUAUGUUCUCUGUUCGAUAGGAUGGGUCUUUAUUUGCAUUCUGAAAGCUAUGGCAUACAUACGGGCAUAUAUUUUUCACGAAAAGAUUUUGAAACUAUGUAGCUGUGUGUUAAAACAUUGUAGCAUCGUCUGUGUUUCGUGAAUGGUUGAGUUUCUCUCAGGUACAUGUCUAAUGUGGGCACACGAAUAGCAGAAAGUUUGUGUGUAAGCAAAUGUGUCCUGACUGGUCAGGUAAAAGGUGGCAAUGGCUGCUCUUGAGGAUGGUCGCAGAUUACAACAAAGAGACUGUUGGUGCACGCAUACCUUAUUGUAGUCUAACAACUCCUCAGAUUGUUUCGAGAAAAAUAAAUGCCCCUAGCCAUACAACACAAAAAAAUCAGUUUGUACAUUUUUUUAGCUGUUGAUAUUUCUACUAUGCAUGAUAUGUGAUUGGCCAUCUUUUUAGCCAUGGUUUGUUGACAUCAAACCAACCAAACAAUCACAAGUAAGCAUAGGAGAUUCAUAAUUAUGAAAACUUUUCAGUUUGAAUGAGAAAUAACUAGAAAUGUUCGUUUUCUGUAAAUUAUUUUUGGGAAAAUUUUUUGAGUUAUACUUUCACACAAACAAAUUUUAUCAACCGUUUUAUACAAACAUAACUAAAGAAAAAAAAAAGUUAGCUAUUAUGUAGUAAAGAAAAACAAAAUGUACAAUACGUAUGGGCAUACUCUACAGUUCUAUAGGUACUUUUUAAGUUAUAAGUUUUUACCUGCUCUGUGGUAAUAUAAUUGUAUAUAUUGGUAUAAAAAGUGUGUAAUAGUACUACAUACUAUCUUGUAUCAACCUAUCUUAAAUUAUAUAAAUCUUUUUAUUGGAAAAGAAAACUAUAUUAAAGAAAAAUAAUGCAAAAAUUUUCCCACUUACAUCUAUAAUCUAUAAAUAACCCUGAUUGGAGCACGUUUAGAAUUUAUGUAACCACUUGCUGAGCUAAAUAUAUUUAAAUUUCAGUGUUACCAUGGCUUUAGAAUAUGUUUUGCUGAUAAACCCAGAGGUGCAGAAACAGCAUGUUUUUGUGGUUAUGUGUAAAUUGCUUGUAUUUGUAAUUCCUUUGUGAGAUGUGUUACUCCUUAAGGUACGAUUCCUAAGGCGCGACUCUAGCCGCGCGGUUAUCGUCGCGCGGCUCGUGAGGCUGCCCCAUUCCUAAGAAGCGGCUGAAAACUAUACUUAAUGCGGCGCGACCACAGUGCAGUUCCAGUUGUUGUAGCAAUGGAUGAAUGUAACGUUGUUAAAUGGUUACUGCUGGAUGAAGAAGAAAAUGAAGAACUGAUGACGCUGUUACUGAGUCACAACAUCAAAAACAUUGAUGCACAUGUGAUGUUUAAAGCAAGACGAGAAGAGGGAUUCUACACAAUCCUUAUUAACAGACAAUGAAAGACAACGCAAAAUUUCGGGAGUUUUUCCGUUUAAAUGUAAGGCAGUUCAUUUUAUUUUGGGACUAGUGGAAGAUGACGUCAAAUGUAAGUCGUGCAACAAAGUACGAGAACCAAUAACACCUGCAGAGAAACUGGCCAUAACAUUAAGGUAAACUGUUGAACUUAAUUAUAAAUUAAAUAUAACAUAACCACUCACGUCAAUAUUAACCUUAGUUAUAAAAUUUAAUUUUUAAAAUAAAUAUUAGUAUAAGGAAUUGUAACUUUCAAUUGCCAUAUUAAGUAGAGCGAAUAAAAUUGCUUAAAGUACAAUUAUCUUGCAUAAAGUAGUAUGAGAGAAAUAUAAAGACAAAGCACACUGUCAAUACAACUGUGGAGAUGACACGAAUUGAUCAGUUUUGUAUGUUAUGACAUAUUUAACAUAUACGUUUCGUUUUUUUCACUGACAAAAGGAUUGUUGUAUUGGAAGGAACCUUGUAACAAUGACUGUGAUUGGUGUGUUUCGCCACUAUUUGUAACAUCAUCAUAGUAAUCACUCGCCGAAUGACUAGGACAUGAAGUGUCCGACAAAGUGGAUGAAGAUCGUCCAGGAGCUCCUAAAGGAGACAUGUUUGUGUGCUGUGCCAUCUCCAGUGCUCUUAUUUCUAAAUCUGACACAACACUGCAGAUGCGCAUCUUAGCUUGUGCGCAUAGAGAGGGUGGUAGCUGUUUCACUGUUAGCGCCAUACUUCUGAAGAACACAUUAGUUGCAUCAUCUUCACGUUCCGUUAUUUUACUUCGAUUAAGAGCUUUCAGGAUCUCCUCUAGUUCAUUAGAUAUUUUUUUUAAGUAUAUUCAAUACCUUUUGAUUUGUUUGUUCCACUGAAUGCUUGCGUUUCUUCACGCCGAAUCCAGAUGUACUAGAAGUAGGUUUGUUAGCCUCUGAAAUAUUUUAUAUUGUCUCAGUUACUUGCAAAUGAUCUUGAGAUGCUUCUAUAUAUAUCGGACUACGUGGUAGGGUUUCCAAGAAUCUCUUCAUAGGCACUGGGUGUGUUUCAUGUCCGUUUUCGUUAGUUGUGUCGUUUUCCUCAUGGCUUGCUGUACGAGAAGAACAAUUUAGAUAGUCUUGGUUUCUCUGGGCAUUCUGUGAUACUUUGGAGACGGAUUCAAUAUCCUGUGAGAUGUCUUGAAAGGAUUCAAUAGUCUGCGAGAUGUCUUGAAAUGAUUCAACAUUCUGUGAGAUGUUGGUAAUGGUCCUGAAACAUUUAUGUAUAUACGUUACAUAACAUUACAAAUAUACAUAUACAUAUAUUUCUUGCGCAACAAUAUAUUAAAGUUUGAUGAAAGGACGUACAUUAGUUGUAUCGUUUAUGUUUUAUUUGCAAUAAAAACGAUAGUGAUUUUUUCCUAAAGCUGUGAAUUUUUCUAUUUGUUUCUAACAUUUCAAACAAUAUAAAAGUGUUAGCACCAAUAAGCUUUAUUUAUCAGGAACAUGUCACUUUUUUUUUGGUGCUGGGGUAAUCGAAAUACCCACCUUGGUAAAUCAUGCAUUGAAUAAUUGUUUAAUGUUUUAUCUUUUAUUAGGUUUUGUAAUAUUGUAAGAAUGUAAUUGUUUGGUUAUCAAGUGAUACGUUUCUUUUUACGAGAAAGGUAAAUAUAUUCUUUUUUAUAUUUUAUGGCCUAAUAAAAUAAUGACUAUUCUAAAUCCUAUCUAAAAUGUAUUGCUUACACCUUUGUGUCUAAGGAUUCAUAAAUGGCUAAAAAAUACACACCUGAAGAGAUACAACAAAUACUAGGUAUAGAUGUUCCAAGUAAUCUUACAACUGAAGAGAGGGAAAUAGUACUUACUGUCCUUCAUAACGUACUGCAUCUAGGAAUGAUAGAGCAUCAGCAAGAGGCCACUUUGUACGUUUGGCAUUUGCUGCUGACCCUGUCCCUAUUUUGCUUUCCUUCUUGCACCUGUUUUACGUAUCUUUCAUGAUCUUCCACCUUUUCUUACACAUAUCACCUGGAAUCAAUAAAAACAUAUUUGAAUUUACAGAGUGUAAUAUGUAAUUGCUUAGACAAAGAUACUCUGUAUUAAUAUAUCGUAUUGUAUUUCAGGUUUAUGUCCACUGGAGAGUCCUUCAGAUCGUUCUCGUUUGCAUUUCGCAUUACAGAAAGCUACAUAAGCCGCAUUGUGAAAAAAAACGCUGAAUGCGUUAUCGAGGAAACUUCCUCCGAUAUUGAUGCCAAACCCUACCAAAGAAGUCCUUCUUGAAAAAGCAGCAGAGUUCCAGAAUCUGUGGAAUUUUCCUAACUGUGUAACAGCCAUUGAUGGGAAACACAUUCGAGUCAAAUGCCCCGCUAAAAGUGGGUCUGUAUUUUAUAACUACAAGGAUUACUUUUCAGUGGUUUUACUUGCUGUUGUAGACGCCAACUACAAGUUUGUUGUUGUUGACAUUGGUUCUUAUGGUAAGGAAGGUGAUAGUGGGGUUCUUGAGAAAUCAGCACUGGGAAGAUGUAUCAGAAGUGACGGCUUUUUCCCACCUGCACGACGUUUGCCCGGCUCGGACAUUGUUACUCCUUAUGUACUCGUAGGCGAUGAGGCAUUUCGUUUGAGUGAUUACAUGAUGAAACCGUACACAAAACCUGAGGCGCGAGAAGAAGACCCAAAGCAGUCCUUAUUACAGGCUUUCCCGAGCAAGGAGAGUUUCAUAAAAUAGCUUUGCAUUGUUAAGUCAGGUUUUUAGAGUAUUUUACACGCCUAUUGCCAUUCAUCAUGAAACUGUCAAUGCAAUUAUUAUGACAGCUUGCUGUUUGCAUAAUUUACUUCGCGAUGCCUACCUAGAAAAUGACAGUCGAUGCUACUACAAAUACGAUCCUUCAGUGCCUGCCCUUGUGGACAGCAUGAUGCCAUUGGUUAAACCUGGUGGAUUCGGAAAUUUAGAGGGAUUUGUGGUGAGAGUUAAUUUUAAGAUGUACUUCAACAGUCCACAAGGCCGUGUAAAAUGGCAAUACAGUUCAGCAAGGAAAACUGAUGUUUUUCAUUAGUAUAAAUUGUUAAAUGUAAACAAAAAAAUUCAUUACAUGUUACACGUGAAUUAAUGCGUAAUUGUAUAUGAAUAUAUAUAAACUUAGCAGUAAAAUAUAUAAGUAUAAUACUUUAAUAUAAGCUACUUACUUGUUCUUCCCAUUCGUUUUCCUAUUUUAGCCCACACAUUUUCCCGUACAUUUUGAUGCUGAUACUGUGAAUGCUUUAAAUCAUGCAAGCAUGGAUGCUGGCUAACUAACUCAGCAAGCACUACGUCUUCUGUACUUGAAAAUGCCAUGUGUAUGAUGAGCAGCUCGGUCCGCGGCGCGCGACGGAAGCGACUGGACUGGUCCCGCCACCAGUCGGGUCGCGUCGCGCUGCGCAGCCGCGCGCGGCCAAGCUGCAUCAUGCUGCGCAUGCGCAGAAGCUCGUGACGCUCUGCCGCGCGGCUAGCAUCGCGUGAGUCGCGCCUUAGGAAUCGUACCUUUAGACAGUACAUUGUGACAGAGACAUUUACCCGGCACAUAAAAUGUUGCUCCAGCAGGAAAAGUUUUCAUUUCAUGAAAUUUUCAGAUAAAUGCUAAAUAAUUUCUUCUAAGUUGUAAGUAUGAAACAUAUAAAGAUAUUUUUGAGAAGAGGAAAUACCAUUGAGAUACAUAUAAUAUGUGCGAUAACAGUGUUACAGACCUCAAAAGUUUCAGGACUAAAUGAAAUGCAAAAAUCUCUAUGUUUGCAAUCUUAUGAUAAAUUCUAAAAUUUUAAAACUUGUGCUGGAAUAGUAUGCAGUGUGACAGCAAAAUAUUGCAUUUUGUGAGCAUAUAGUUUUAGUUUUAGGUGAGGGACAAAAAAAUAAUGAUUAUAUGUAAAAUGUUUUUUUUUGUCAUAUUUGCAGCACACACAUGAACACCAUUACUAUUUACAAUUAUUUUGUAAUCAACAUUUUUAAGAGAAAUACAUUUGAAUAUAAAUUGAAUGUUCAGCCAUAAAAAUCACUGCUUGAACACAUUUAAAAGAUUUCACGGGUAACUUUAGUACACAAAACUCUUAAACAUUUAUAUGAAUUAUCAGUGUACUAGUUCAACCAUAAUUUGAAACAACCCGAUCCAAAUAGCGUUCACGAAUUUUGUCACACUGUUGUCAUAUGAUUGAACAGGAAAUUUUUUAACUUUUGCACCUUGUUUUUAGGUACUGCCACUUUUAGUGUCUGUGUUAAUGGUAUCACGCAUACAUACAUUUACAUAUUACAUUCUUAUAAGAGAAUACGUGUAUGCAGCAUGCUUUAUAAAUAUUAAUGUUACUCUGUGUAGUUAGUGCUUUGUUGAAAAAAAUGUUAUGGUACUUAUUUAUUGUAAAGAAAAUGUCUUUGUAUUGUAUAAAACUAUAAAGCAAUUGUUCUUAAAGGUUGGAAACAACUCGUUUUCAGCCAAAGUUAAUCUAUGUUAAUGGUAGUUAAUUUGUAUAGAUGCAAAUUUUUGAGUAGACAACGGAAAAAUGUAGUUGGUGACCUACCAUCCACUUAAUAUUUGUAGGAACGUUUUGCCUAUGAGAUGCUUUCCUUUUGAAGACUUGAUUAUCUUUUCAUUUUCUAUCUUUAUUCCCCAUUCACAAUAAUACUUUUGAUAUAAAAGAAAAAGCAGAAAAAAAUAUUUUUUGUAGUUCAAGGAAUAUUUUUGUCACUUCCAUUUUUAAGCAUUAUGAUGUGUAAGCAAAUUUUUGUGUUUUCAGCUGUGAUGUCAUUCAAAUGUAUUUAUUUGUUGUAAUUUUGUAUCAACUUGGGCCAAAAACUGGACCCAAUUUGUUUGCAACUAAAAUAUUAAUUAGCUAGUAAUUUUGGAGUAAAUGUUGAUUGAUUAUAUUUAUUAGUAUGAUAAUUAAUAAACUUUAUGGUUUUCAUUAAAUUGCAAUACUGCAUUGUAAUAAGAAUAAAAUAAAGUAAUUAAUGUCUUUGUAAUGAACAGUUUUUUUACUACAAAGGAUGCUGCAAUGAGAUUACAUUGUAAAAUUAUCGGGCGAUGCGAGGACAAAUUUUUUAGUUUGUAUCAGUCGUCAUAGAUGAAGUUCUAAGUCCAGGCCUAAAACAAAUUCCAAGUCAAAGAUCCCUUAAAUACUUGCUACAAUAACAAAAAUGUAAAUAAUAGGGUCCCUACAAAAUAAAACAGGAGCUUGGAAGAUUUUAAAACAAAGGUUAUAAAAUAUAUAAAGUGUAAUAGUAAUUUUUUAAAUUCCUUUAGUACCUAUUUAACUAGUGAAAAUUCUAAUCCACUUUUUCAAAAUCUAAAUCUCAAAUGUGAUGCCCAUAGAAGAAAAAAAAAAAGCAAGAAAAUUAAUUCUAUAUCUUGUCAAUAAUAUAAUUUAUGAGCAGAAAUUUCAGCUUAGGAGAAAAAGUCAGCCAAUUACCAGGGAUGUACCUAGACUAAUUUCUAGGGAUGUGUGGGUAACCAAUAUUUUCUGGUACAAUUCGAAUCCAGCACUAUCAUCUUUGUACAUACAUGGAUUCGAACAGUAUCACGGAUAUUCACAAAUGUUAUAAAUUUAUUUAAUAGGCUCAAAAAUACUAGCAGUGAAAAAUCAAUUAGGCUACUAUUACGUAUGUAUUUAUGAUAUGAUGUAUCAAAGAAAGAAACGUAAAUUAAAUAAUUAACACAGUGACAUUUAAAAAGUUUCGAGAUUUCGAGAGCUUAAACUCUAAUUAUGAAUAUAGUCGUAUAGCAAAUAGAAACUAAAAACAAUUACAUACCUAGUACCUACAAGUUACCAACCUUUUUUUUAUUCUUAUAUAAAUAGUUGUAAGCAUGUUGUACUAGCCUAUAUAUUUAUUAUUGUGAACCAUAUUAUUGAUAAUAAAAUUAGAUUUAUAAAUAAAAGUAACCCAACAUAUUUUGCUUGAUUUGCAGUCAGUUACAGUAAUCAUAGAAUAUUGCAUUAUUUUUAUUUAAAAAAUACUGCUUUAGCUUGCUUACAUUACCGCUACAACUAAGUUGUAACAUAAAUGAAUAUGAUAUACAGUUAAUUAUGUACUUCAAACUGCACCAAAACAUAUCAAUAUAGGUCUAUCUAUAAAUGAGCUGUCAUUAAGCAUUCAUGUAACAAAAAACUUGUGAAAACCAAUUGAAUUAGGUAGGCCAAGUAAGGAAUAUUUGAAACUUGCUUCAUGUUUUGGUUUUCAUUGUUUAGAGUGUUUAUUAUUAAUUAAGUUUACAUAAUCAGUGUAAGAAAUAAUUGCCAGUAGUUACAGUUAGAAAAAAAGAGAACACACAUUUUUUAAAUUAAUCAGUUAUUUUUAAUUAUUCUGUGCUUCAUGUUUAAAAUCAGAUUCAUAUCUCAAAUAUUGCCAGGGAUUCGAAUCUGAUUAGAACCGAAUUGAAAAUCAAGGAUUCGCACAUCCCUACUAAUUUCCACCCAGGGCAAGAACUCAUCUUGACCACCCCCUCCCCCCCCCCCCCUUUUUUUUUUUACCAAAAGCAACCAACCAAACCAAACCCCUUUCCGAUAGCACCUGAUAUCGCCACCACACAUUAAUUCCACUAUUCCCAAUAAUUUUUGUUUAACUUCAAUGGUAAAUAAAUAUAUUUAUUUGCAGUCAUUACAUUUUUUGCAUAUGAUAAGAUAUUCUAAGAUACCUAUUUUCUUGACCAACAAUCUAAGAGUAGCAUAUUUUGGUAUAUUCUUUCACAUAUCAUAAAUGCUACAAAUGAAGUCAAAAGGUUUAUCAAAUGAUAUUGAAUAUGUUGUGCUGAAAAACAGACAGAACAGGAUAUUUAAUUAUGAUAAAUAGUGGAAUAAGAAUAAACUAAAGAUGUGUCAAAUCCCAAUUUUCUCUAAUCCGAAUCUCGAAUAUGUAUCCCAAAGAGUACUUCAAAUAUACCUUUGAAUCCUAAUCUAGGUCUCAAAAUUCCAAAAUAAAAUAAUGUAUAAGAAAUGAAAAAUAUUAUACAUGGUUUUGUAACAUUUAAUCCUUUAAAUAUUUUAUUUGUGAACUAAGCUUCCAGAAUCAUAUAUACUGUAAUUAUUAAAAGUGUAAUAUUUUGGGGUGAAUGGUAACAGGAUGGGUAUGAAGAAAAACUUGUAAACUUCAAAGGUUGAAUUUUUUUUAAUUUUGUUUAUUUCCUCUAAUAUUUUUCUUCAAAUAAUUUUCUUUGACUAUUGAAUUCUACGAAUACUGAGGAUUCAAUGGUAUUUGAGAAUUUUAUUGGCCCAUCCCUAGUGUAAACAUGUUCUCAAGUUAUCAUCUUUAGUACUGUACUUAAAUAUUUUACACAAUAUCUAUCUAUUGACAGUGUGCAAGAAAAAUUAAUUUAAACAUAGAAAGUAGUGAUGGCCCGAUAUCCAAAAACCAGAUACCGAUAUUUCCAAAUUUACCGAUCCGAUACCCGAUACCCGAUAUUCCGAUAAUAGGCCUAUCUCAUUUCUAACACUGAUUCUAUAAAAUUGUGGUUCUGGAGUAUUGUUAGAGACAAUAAUGGGAAAUUUUAAAUAUCAAUAAAACAUACUUAUGUGAAUGUACAUUAUUUUUAUUAAUUGUAAGAUAUUGUAAAUUCACAUUAAAUUAAAGCUAAUAAAAAAUAUAAUAAUGGCCUACAAAUAAGCUCGCUAAAUUCAAGGUCUUAAAAAAUUAAAUUGUUUUUCAAGGCCAGAUAAAGCAAUAUUCAGUCAACUGGCAAAAACUUGUUGAAGGUAUAGAGAGAGAAUCACAUUUGUCAGAACCACCAACUUCUUUUUGAUGAUGCAGGGAUAAGUGAUUCCAUAAAUUUGCUGUAUUGAAUGUCCUAGCAGAUUUCCCACCACGCAAUAUUUCUUUACAGCAAUAAUUGCAAAUUGCUUUUGCCUUAUCAUUAGUUUUUACUUGAAAAUGUAACCAGAUGUCACUUUUCGGCAGCAUUGCGCAUUGUACUCACAAAACAAUACGAGAAUACUGUUAAUUAUCAAAUAUUGUUAAUUGUUUAUAUUCAAUUUAUUAUUAUUUACACGACGUCAUACUGUAAGCGUACGCAAUACGAAUCGAUUCGUUGCUGUAACAUAACAUAGCAUGUUAUGCGGUAUUAUAAGUAAAAAGUCACGUAACAAUACGAUAGUAACGGGUACUAAUUGUUAUAGUAACGAAUACAUACAGGUAUGCUUUUUUUCGUUACUUUUACACCUCUAAUAUUUGCUUAUAAUGUAUGAAUCACGAGUCACUGCAUGUACUUAUGACGUCGACCCAAGUGUCUCCCCGGCUCCUUCAGGCCGUUAUGCCUCGCCAGCGCCAUCUCUAGUGUGUGUUGUGCGACGCAAGUGACGAUGACGUGCGACGUUUGUUUUCUUUAUAGGAUUUGACAUAUUAUUUAUUGUAAAUAUAUUUUUGUUUUACGUUUUUGUACAUAAUUUUGCUUAUAUUUUAUUUUAAUUAAUUUUGUAUUGAAAGUUUUGUAUUUGUAUAAGUUUUAAUUGUUCACCGGGCGCCAAGGCCGCGGCUUCCGCCUGUGACCAAUCAGCGUGUUCCGCGGGCUCGCGGAGGGGGGGAGACGCGGGCGCUCCUGCACGCCAGGCAGGGGAGUGGGAGUUAGUAGUCGCCAGGACUCGGCAGACAGCGGUCACGCGAGUGUCAUCGCUCGGCGCUAGCGAGAGGGAGUCGUGGACCCGGCACGAGAGGCAUCGGACGUGUUGGUGACGCCGCUCCGGGACGGUGAGAAAAGCGGGCGCGGUAUUAGCACAGGUUUUAGACUUUUGCCGCGCUGAGACGUUUUCUCAACUUUGCAGUGGAGCUUGUCGAUUUGCUGUUACGGUCGCGAGUUUACAUUUUAUUAUUUCGCACACGUGUGUUCUGUUUUCAAUUCGGGCGAGUCGCGAUUCAUUUUUGCAAACUGGUCAUUCGCAGUCAUAGGUUCUGUGUUUUUUCAUUUCUUGCUGGCCAGUGCGGAGUACAGUCAGACAGGCAUCUUAUCACGUGCGGGUCAUAAGCAUUAUAUUCCUUACCGUGGGAGUAAUAGUCAUCACAUGCGGGACGUCCUGUAAUUUUCUUAACCAGAACAGUGCGCGGAACCGGGUUUCGACCCAUCUAGAAAUAGUCACAGGCAGAAACGUGGCAGCCCCAUGUAAAGUGUUCGGAGUCUUGAGUAUAAAGGACCAUCAAACUUUA
Molecule: messenger RNA, 13055 nt
Organism: Bacillus rossius redtenbacheri
Lineage: Eukaryota; Metazoa; Arthropoda; Insecta; Phasmatodea; Bacillidae
Gene: IPIP
Product: sesquipedalian-1
Exons: 4
Coding region: 207-977 (256 amino acids)
Biological process (GO): receptor recycling; retrograde transport, endosome to Golgi; endosome organization
Cellular component (GO): early endosome; trans-Golgi network; recycling endosome
Source: RefSeq, a predicted model, not a curated record